UCGAUGCCCCGGAGGAGGGACUGAAGUCGUGCACGAGGCGGGACGAUCCAGGGGAGUUUAAGCACCGUGGACAGCGCCGCCGCGCGCUCUUCGCUAUGGUCAUUAUCCCUCAUCGACUAUAAAGGAAAAGUGGUUGGAGAAAACUAUUUCAUUUACAACGACACAGUAAUCACCCUACUUCUCUGGAACUACGCGAGCAGUUUCUCCUUAAGCAUGGAUUAAGGCGCGCCGCUCUUGCCAAGUCAAAGGCGGACAGUAUUCUUCGCAGCUUGCAGGAACGAUGUCUAAGCGAGCAUGUGUACCAGCCGGAAGAUCAUCUGGAGUUUGCUGUUUCUCUCCGUUCUGGAGAUAGGACUCGGCGUAUCCAGCAUCGCUCUCGGCGCCGUUGGCUUAAGCAGGUCGCAAGCGCAGCACGCGACUCAACAAGGCGACGCUUCCCCGGUAUGGAGUGGGGUGUGUUUCCUCAUCUGUGGACUAUGUGGGAUGCUGUGCGCAAAAAAACGAACUGGCCUGAUUAUGAUCCUGUUCUCAGCCUGCUGCAUCUGCGGCCUGAUCGGCGGCAUCCUGAACGUGCAGUUUGUGCGGGCGCUGGCGAGGCGGCCUGGCGAUGCCACCCACUCCCUGCACCUGGCCGCCAUUUCGCUGGCGUGCCUGGGCAUCAGCGGCUGUACGCUGUCCGCCUGGCUGACGUGCCGGCUGGCGGGCACCGAGCAGCAGCGCAUGUUCCUGGAGCGCGAGCACUCGCUGCACCACUCGCACGAGAUGGCUGAGAAGGAAACGCUGGAUAACUCUAGCAACGGCAUGCCUCAAAUCACUUUCAAUGGGCGGAGUGCCUCACCAUGACAGGCGUGAGCUUAGCGGGACUGGCCCUCAGUGGCACACAGGACCGGGGACGACCGGAGGGGUCAGCCAACAGUCGGAUGUUUUUCAGCUCUCCUGGCAGACUACAGGCCCUGGGUCAGGUAACACCACUGUGACAAAAAAGAGAUCAUCUCUGUAGACUGGCCACCAAUCAGAGUUCAGUUACCCACCGACCGUGUCAGGGACCGGUCGUUAGCGAAUGCAAUGCACCGAUGGCUUGCGCAGGGCGCCGUACGAGGGAGUGCAGGAUUAGCAUGUUCCUCAGAUUCCUGUCUCUCAUACCUGCUCUUUUAUCCCAUGAUGCAUCUCUCCAGUACUCUUGAUGAAAUGUUACGAGAAUGUAGAUUCUGAAAUUGUAAUGUUGAAAUUGUAAUAUCGAAUGCUCUGUCCUUGAAUAUACAAAAUGCACAAUUUAAAAUGCUUGGUAAAGGAAACAAUCAUUUACUGAUUUACAGUAUUUUUAUAUAGAAGCUUCGUAUGAAAAUUAAAUAA
Electrophorus electricus (electric eel) is the source of this 1353-nucleotide messenger RNA. RefSeq names its product transmembrane protein 196 (gene tmem196). NCBI's taxonomy places the organism in Eukaryota, Metazoa, Chordata, Actinopteri, Gymnotiformes, Gymnotidae. The record is from RefSeq and is a predicted model, not a curated record.